This is a messenger RNA of Bacidia gigantensis, 1659 nucleotides long. RefSeq lists its product as uncharacterized. The record is from RefSeq and is a predicted model, not a curated record. NCBI's taxonomy places the organism in Eukaryota, Fungi, Ascomycota, Lecanoromycetes, Lecanorales, Ramalinaceae. Bases 1 to 1659 code for a protein of 552 amino acids. The transcript has a single exon.
AUGUUUCACCCAUGGACUGUCAGGACUGUGCUCGGGAUCGCUAUCCUGGCCCUCCGUGCAAAUGCGAUGCCUCUCGAGACGGCUCCAAAUUCCCAAAUGGGAAUGUCUCCUAUCUUCAAUGGCUCGCCCACCAACGUUAUUCAAAAUAGCAUUGACGCACCAGCCUCAGACAAAUCAGAGCGUCUCAUAGAAUCAAGAGAUACAGCAUCCUCUGUAGCGAACAAGAAUGGGACAGACAACACCGCAACCGCUUUCGGAGAUUGUGGCGUAGCACCCCCAGGCUCGACCAAGAUGAAUACCAACUAUGCCUUGAAGAUAACGGGAUACUGGCAUCCUUCAUCCACAACCCUGUGCUUUGACGCCUGGGCUUCAAAUGACGCUAAAGUCAUGCAUUUCAAGAACAACUACUUCAUCUAUCCUCAGUCCUUCUUCGUUCCCAUAAUAAGCGGUUUGUACGACUUGGCUGUCGAGUUCUGGUUUAGAUCACUAUUGGAAAUGAACGAUGAAUUCUGGAUGGGCAUCUCAGGCACAAUCGACAGGGUGCCUUACCACAGGGAUUGGACUAUCAAACGAACACCCCAAGUACUCCUGAAUUCAGUCGCAUCAGAACCUUCCCCUUCACCCCAGAAUAUCCAGCUUUCUAGACGUACUUCGCCAGAUUUGCAUAACACCGCGGUUGUGGCAGGCUUUACCACUGGGGAAUGCGGCAUCGAUACUCCCAGUGCUACUCUUAUAAAUUCUUACUAUGCAUUCAGAAUGGAGGGCUUCUGGAAUCCACUGUCCCAAAAUCUGUGCGUGGAUGCUUUUUUCCCCAACAAGUCAAGCCUCGCGCAUUUCAGCGUCAAACCUUUCGACUACAACAAUGGCCAAGCUUAUCAACUUGAUAUCGUAAAGCCGGAAUACCACGUGCAAGUCCAAUUUCAGUUCGCUUCGGAGGCUGAUGUUGGUCGAACUUUUGAUUACGAUAUCACGGGAACGAUCAAUGGGUUGUUGUACAGCAAGAGUUUCUCUAUUAAACGGGAAUGGCCGAAGCUUUCUGAAGACGCUACGUACAAGGAUCGGCGGAACUAUCAGUCCGUAAGGCGAGAUACUUUAUCCCAGCCAUCGAACUUGACCAAUAGCACCAUUGAUGUCCUCGCCAGCCCCCCGUUUGAAGACUGUGGCGAGCCUCCGCCAGACACUACACACAUCGAUUCCAACAUCGGCUUUAAGAUGACUGGGUUCUGGGACCCAGCAUUCACCACAAUGUGCAUCGACGCUUUUAAUACAGACGGGAAAACAAAGAUCGGUCAUUAUCUCACCAGAAGUUUCACGUACGCCAAUACACCAAUCACCUUCAUAAUUAAAACCAAAAGAGUGUAUCACGUGUCUCUAAUAUUCUAUUUUCUGGAAGAAAAGGAUGUUGAAUGGCUAUUCCACGUUUCGCUCGUCGGAACGAUACUGGAAAAGGGGGAACCGCGGCAAUACGAUGAAGAUUGGGAGAUUGUAAGGCAGUCGGUACCAGCCCUUGGGGGAGGAACAGAACAGACUUCUCCAAGCGUCCAGAUUUCGCGGCGUGAUUUACGUCCGUCAAAAAGAGGCAACGGGGUAAGUUUCGCUCAAGGGGCUGAUGGGGCUGCGGCAGCGGGAAGUGGUACUGCGCGAAAUCGUCUCGGAUGA